Messenger RNA from Torulaspora globosa, 1533 nucleotides. It is a transcript of the gene UTP15, whose product is annotated as snoRNA-binding rRNA-processing protein UTP15. The record is from RefSeq and is a predicted model, not a curated record. The transcript has a single exon. The coding region runs from base 1 to 1533 and encodes 510 amino acids. Gene Ontology annotation, cellular component: nucleolus. Gene Ontology annotation, biological process: rRNA processing; positive regulation of transcription by RNA polymerase I. Gene Ontology annotation, molecular function: protein binding. NCBI's taxonomy places the organism in Eukaryota, Fungi, Ascomycota, Saccharomycetes, Saccharomycetales, Saccharomycetaceae.
AUGUCUUCGUCAAGACAGCGAAUUGUGACUUCAAGAGCUCCCCUUCUGCCUCAGCAGACGACUCCAGAACAAAGAUAUUGGCGCCAAUAUUCUUCAGCACAGCUAGUUAAAGAACAUAAUAGCGUUACACACAUUUCAUUCAAUCCCCAGCAUCCUCAUGAUUUUGCAGUGACAUCGUCCACUCGAGUGCAAAUUUUCUCUUCCAGUACUAGACAAGUUAUAAAGACAUUCUCGAGAUUUAAGGACAUAGUGUAUUCAGCGUCGUUCAGAAAUGAUGGUAAGCUGUUAUGUGCGGGAGAUGCAACAGGUUUGGUUUCCGUCUACGAAAGUUACAACCCAAGGACACUUCUGCUCUCGAUAAACGCCUCUUCGCAUCCUACCCAUGUUACAAAAUUCCACGAUCAAGACAGCAAGACACUGGUGACCGCCAGUGAUGACAGAGUUACGAGGGUUUGGGAUGUAGCACAUGCAUAUGAACCACAAUUGGAGCUGCUGGGCGCUUCAGAUUAUGUUCGGACAAUUUGCUUUGUUCCUGCAGCGCCACAUCUUGUGAUGACAGGCUCUUAUGAUGGGUUUCUAAGACUUUAUGACACCAGGUCAUCUGGAGCCGUCCCGGUAUAUUCGCUUAAUCACGGGCAGCCAGUCGAAAAUGUCACUUCUAUCUCUCCAACGCAAGUUGUUUCCUGUGGUGGCUCUAAUUUUAAGGUAUGGGAUCUCACAAGCAACAAGAAAUUACAUGAGCGUGGUAACUUCAAUAAAACAGUGACAUGCUUAGAUUAUGUGGAGGAUUUUGAUUGUCCAAGCCGAUCCGCGCUGAUCGCAUCCUCAUUAGAUGGUCACGUCAAAGUAUUUGAUCCUCUAGACAACUAUAAGGUCAAGUUUGGCUGGAAGUUCUCGGGAGCGGUAUUGAGCUGUGCUGUGUCCCCAGGUGAAGCUCAGGGAAAUAAGCAUUUGGUUGCCGGUCUCUCUUCCGGUCUAUUAGCCAUAAGAACGAAAUCCAAGGAGAAAAGGUCAAACAAGCCUGCGGGCUCCGUAUCGGCUGUCACGAAGAGUAAUAAUUACCAAAGAAUGAUGCGUGGAUCGGAGUACCAAGGAGAUCAGGAGCAUAUAAUUCAUAAUGACAAAAUGAAGCAGCAGCGGCGCGUACGUGCUUUCGAAAGAAACAUAAACCAAUUUAAGUGGAGUGAGGCAUUGGAUAGCGCGUUCGUUCCCGGCAUGGCCAAAGAACUAACGCUUACUGCAUUACAAGAACUUCGCAAGCGCGGUAAAAUCAGAGUGGCCCUUUAUGGGAAGGACGAAUCUUCUCUAGAGCCCUUGCUAAACUGGUGCCUGAAAGGCAUUGAGGACGUGAGAGCCGCUCCUGUGAUUGCAGACUGGUUAGCUGUAGUUAUAGAAUUAUAUGACGAGUUACUGGAAACGUCACCAGUCCUGCAGGAAAUGAUCAUCGACCUUAGAAAUAAAGUAAGGCAGGAAGUAUACAAAGCGAAAGAGGCUCAAAGGAUUGAAGGUAUGCUACAACUUUUGACGAGUUAG